Molecule: messenger RNA, 468 nt
Organism: Phragmites australis (common reed)
Lineage: Eukaryota; Viridiplantae; Streptophyta; Magnoliopsida; Poales; Poaceae
Product: ribonucleases P/MRP protein subunit POP1-like
Exons: 4
Coding region: 1-468 (155 amino acids)
Biological process (GO): tRNA 5'-leader removal
Cellular component (GO): ribonuclease MRP complex; nucleolar ribonuclease P complex
Source: RefSeq, a predicted model, not a curated record
AUGCAGCCGUAUCCGCCCGCCUCAACGAAAGCCCCCGCUCCUCGCCUCGCCGCACCACAUGACACCUCCCCUCCAAGCACCGACGGCGGAGCAGAGACGCCGCCGAAACAGUCGAGGAGGGUGAGGCGGCGGCGGGAGCUCGCGGGCAACCCCGCGAAGGGGUUCUCGGUUGACGGCGACGGCGCGCGGCGGUUGCGCACGCACCUGUGGCACGCCAAGAGGUUCUCCAUGGAGAGGCGGUGCGGCUUCGUCCUGCCCGUCGGUGCCCAGGGGAGAGGGAGGGGUUCAAGGAGUAUCCUCAAGCGGCUGAAGAAUGCUACCGUUGUCCAUGAUGCGAGCUACCUGGUUCCAAUUCAGCUAGAUGGUCCACAGCCCACAGAGGAGUUUGUCCCGGAGGCGUUCGAGAACAUCCAGGAUCAAGACUUCGGGGAUUCCGAGCAACUCAACGAAGAAGGCAAGUGUUCUUGA